AUGGAGACGUCGUUGAGGUCUCCGGAAGAGGAAGAACUGCACGAGAAGUCGUCGCGAAUCAGAACCUGGGUCAGCAAUCGCAUGAAGGAGGUACGCGACGAUUUCAUUUUGAAAUGAAAUGAAACUUAUUGUUUGUACACAGACAGAUCUGUGGAAGGGAGGAAGAGAACUAUGAAAGUUAUGUUUGCCUUUAUCUUCCAGGGAUUUCGUGAUAAAACUCAUUUAUGUAGGAGCACUGUACUAGGGAAAGAUUGGAAGAAACUUCAGCUCUGAUUAGUAAAUUUUAUUUGACAAUUUUGACUCUAUUCUUAUGAAAUAUAACCAUCUAACGCUUGAUUUCUCUUUAUGAUUCAGGCGCUCUUCUUUUCUGCGUUGACCAAGUGUUUCCUUUUGCCGACGUAAAUUGAAGCUUUAUAUUUCGUGUUCAGAGUUAUGAAAAUCUCCUUUCGAUUGCCAUUUCCGAGCUGCCGAGUCCUUUAAAAAAGUGUCAAAUUUCCUUUUAUGCUCGAAAAUCGACAGCCCAUAUUCCAGCAGACAAUAAUGGAUUGGAAAAAUCUUUUCCUUUUUAUUUUUCCUUGGCUUUUUCUUCUGUUUACUCAAAAUUAGGCGAGCGGAUAUGCUCACGGACGUUUUGGCUAUCUUAUUUAUUUAUUUAGUCUUUUUGGAACUUACUUGUUUUUCGUAGAAAGGAAUCAUUUUUCUUUUUUCGAAGGCUUUAAAAAGAGAAAAGUUACUGGAUAGGUCCUCAUAGAUUUCCCUGAUAACUCCCCGUCAAUUAUCUUAUAUCGAAGCUUCUGAUCACAAGUAAAAAAAUGUUUGAUCAGAAAGUUGAAUUUAUAGAGAUCAUAUUUUUUCCAAUAAGUGGAACGUUUUUUAUCAGUUGAGAAAACGACCAGAAAAAAGAUCUUAAUCUUUGAGGUUUUCGUUUUCAGAAAUAAAUGCUUUUUUAAGUUUAUCGCCAGAAGCCUGUGAAAAAUAUUUUUUAUGGAAUAUUUUCCCUUUUUCGUGCCUCGAAUUUGAAUUUGACCUAUUCCUUCUCUGCAAAUCUAGCUCUUCACUUCCUUCAUUAAGAUCAUAUGUUGAGAAUUUUAUACGGCAACAAUUUUUAAGCGAGAAAAUGAGAAGUAAUCUGAAACUUAUGCAAGAAGUAAAUUUUCAGAGACGCGAAGAAAUUUAUUUUCGUUUUUGACGAUAAUUUUCUAAUUUCUGGAAUUCUUGAACUUUUUGAGAAGAUUUUCUUAAUUUAACAUGGCGAUGAAUCCGGAUUUAUUUUCUUUUGGACGAGAAAGUAAUAUUUUUCAAUUAGAUCUCGGAAAUUCCUCAUUUCUUCGCUUUAUAUAAAAGGGAAGAAAUGAGAAAUAUUUAUGUAUUAAAUAAAUUUGGGAAAAACAGUGAACAUGAACGUCGUCGAGUUUGAUACGAGCUCCCCGGGGACUGAGGUCCAACCCUUUCGUGUCCAUUCGGCCACGUCGAUUCCAACCUCCGGCCUAUUUCAUCCAUCAGCCACAAAAUCCAUUUUUCUUCUUUUUUCUUUUCACGUUGUUUUUCUCAUUAUUCGAUGGCUUAUAAUGCGAUUGAACGCGUUGGAAUAGUGCAACUGAAAACCUUUGUUUUUGGAAAUUUACAACUGAUCGCGAGUCUUUUCGUGCUGUCAAUCAGCCAUAGAACUGACAAAGAAAAGGGGGAAAAAAAUAGAAUAUUUAGAAAAAAAUUAUCACGUAGUUUUCAAGGUGAUUAAAUUUUAUCAUUUUUUUUUGAAGGAAUCGAAGAUUAUUUUCCAGUUUCCAGUGUCAAGUUUUUCCCAAAUUUUUCUCAAAUAUAUUUUUUAAAUUUAGUUCAGCUCGACUUUCUCUUCACUUCAUAUUAUAAUCCCAGCUCCAAAGAGAUGAUCUUUUUAAGAAAAUUGUCCAUUUUGGCACUUUGGUUGAAAUUGAGUACGGCAUUUUUUUUCCAAUUCUGUUGAUAUUGAAAAACCGAAAAAGAUUAGAUUGAGAACCUCCCUUUAAAAUCCAAAUUCCAAGGCAAAAAAAUUUAAAUAAUAAAAACAAACUGAAAAACCUCCCCCAGGGCGUUGUCAAGAAAGUUGUUGAGAAGAUCAGAUUACCGAUUUUGGCGCCAUUUUCGCCUCAUUGAGGUCGUUUUUCAGUUCUUUUUUGGGUAGCCUUCGAUCAAAAUGACCUUCUCGCCAGGCACACGUUCCUUCUUUGUCUUCUCUUGAAAAUCUUUUGAAUCACUUUCUGUUUUGGUCAUUUUCCGUUUGAAAUGAACUGAAAAAGAACAGAGGAGGUCAGUUUUUGGUGGCCGUCCGGAAAUGGCCGAUCUCUCAUAUUGCAUGCAUUUUGCAUGUGGAAUCGUGUUUGCUGGCAUCUCGACGGCCUCUCUUCGUAUUCAUGUGCACCCCCAGGAUGCCUUCACUUCGCGAACAUUCGUUUUUUACUAUACCUUUCUUUUUUCUUCCACUCUGUUCUCACUAUCAAUUGUAUCAGUCGUGAAACGUUCAUGGUCGCUAAGGAACCUUUUUUUUCGAAAAUUUUCCUCUAUUUUAUGCCUCAGUAGUGCUUGCAUUGUAGUUAUCUCCAGGUUGAUUGAAUAUUCGAAGUUUGAAGCAGAAAAGUCUAGAUCGGUUUUUGGAUUAGAAGCAGUGUCGAAUUGUCAAGUGACCGUCUUUUUUUGAAGACUUUUUCAGUCAGCUCUAGCCAAAAACAUUGAUGGAAAUUUUCAGAUUUUUUAACUUUAGUCUAUGCUGAGCUCCGAGGGAAAGAGGGUUCCAGUUUAUUUUGAUUGAAUCCUGAUUCCAAUCGCCGAUGUUUAGAUCAAACAACUUUAAUCUUUCUCAACAUUCAAUAUCAUUUUGUUAUUCUAUUAUAUUCUAGUCUAAUUUUCUGGUUCGUUAUUUACCUAAACUAUAAUAUGAGCAUUGAAACUGACUUAUUGUGUUGUGUUCCACUUAUUUUGAAAAAAAAAGUGGUCUUGAAUAUCAUUUCUUUUUUUGGUUUCCUCUGACUUUGAAAUUAUCCUAACCAACUUUUUGCAAUCCUGACAAACUCAAUGAAAAUGAAAAAUCUCGUCAGGAAAAUUCAUUGCUUUAAUUUAUUUUUUGAUCCAUUCGAAACGCCUCUCCGAAGGAAAGACAAUUACGGAAAACCAAAAAUCGGCUAAAUUGUCAGGGGAUCAAAUAACGCAAAAACGGCUGUUUUCCCAGCCCCAUUUUUCUUCAUCAAAUUAGAAGCUGAGAAAAGACGGCGGCUCCGGAACGACGUCUAAGAGCUCCCCACACAGAAGCCAGAGACAAACACUAUAACCGCCCCAACUUCUCAGGUUUCUACCCACCAAAUCUGCCGCCUUUUACUUGUUUCGUCUCUGCAACCACACGUUUCUGAUUCUGAACUCCGAAAAUUCCUCUUUUUUUUUUCUUCAUUUUGAAUAAAGGAUCGAUUGAGAAAUUUCUCAGCGCUUUACUUCUGAAAGUGCUCCAAAAACUUUAUAAAAUUUAUUCAAAGUUAGAACUUUUUCUUUAAAAACUUCAGGGAGUACAGAGCUGAAAUUUUGAAAGUGUUGAGAUUUCCCUGAUAAAAAAAUAAUUUUUAAAAAAAUUUUUUUCAGAGAAUAUUUUCGUCUGUGAUCUUUGUUUUCAAAAAAUAUUCAUUUAAAAAGUUGAAUUGAUUGGGAUAUUUUGAUUUAAAAAAAUCACGAUUUUCCACGAAAAUCAACAUUUGGAUCGUAAGAUAAACUAAAAAUAUUUGUAUUAUUUCCUGGUUGGAAAAAUCAGUAUGGUUUUGUAAGAAAUGUAAUUUUUGAAAAUGAGUUUAAAAUAGGGAACAUAAAAAAGAGAUGAAGAAACAGAAUCAAAAGAAUUGAUGUCAAAUUUUGUCAAAUUUUCAACCAUUUCUCAAAGGUCAUUUCAGCUGUUCAAACGUCAUGAGUUUGAACGUCGCGAUUCAAAGAGAAUUGUUCUUUUUUCGAUGAUGAGAAAACGCAGGUGCGAAACCCAUCCGAAACGAUGGAAUUUUGAGAAAAAAGUCUCCAUCGAACAGAUGGCUGAUCAUUUUUAUCCUACAAUGGCCGCCACCUGCCCAUUUGUUGCAGCGUAAAUCAACCAAGUUUUUGUAGUUUUUCGUUUCGAAAAGAUUUUCGAAAACUAUACCUUUUUGAAAAUUUUCCUUUAUUUUUGCAGAAUGCCUUUUUCGAGAUCAAUUUGUAUUAUAGAAUUUAACCGCUAACAGUUUUGAAAAGCUCUGAAAGUUAGCCGGUACCUGCUUCUGCGAUGUUGAGAGCUUUUCGAAAAGGCCGAAACGAAAUUUCUUUUUUUCACUUUCUCCAGACUUUAGCUUAAAGUAGAUUUGGGAGAUUUUUGAUUUCUAUAUAACCUUUUCUUCCCAUCUGCAAUACCUUCCGGCGAAAUCCCAUCAUUUUCGUUCUGACUUUUUUCUCGGUUCGGGUCGCGUAGGUUCACCAGAUGUCCAGAUUUUUGUGAAAGCGUAGAAAUCCACAUUUUUUGGACCAUUGACGUAAUUUUUGCAUUUUUUUUUACUGAGUUUCCUCAGGGGUGUGGUACAAAAAAAGAAGGUUUUUCAACCUAGAAACCCUAUUCUUCUAUUCUUCAAAGGAAUUUUCUUUCAUAUAGUUCAUUGCCAAAACGACUUGAAACAUAUCAAUGGAGCGUCUUAAUUUCCUAUUUUUCAGAACUCUUAGCAAAAUGCGAAAUAUUUUCAAAGCUUCGAAGUUGUUUAUGAAUGAAAAGAACACUGAAAAUAGUUUUUUGACUGUAUUAAUUUUCUUCCUAAUAAGUUCAUGCAAUUUUCCAGAAUUUAUUUUUGAACAGAACUUCAAAUUUUCCACAUAGAAAAAAAAAUUAUGGUUUUAAUUUUUUUUUUCUUCUUUCAUUUCUGAUCUCAUUUUACUAUGUCAAGUUCAUCUUCGGAGGUUCUUCACUUUUUUCUUGUUCUUCGCAAAAACAACAGCCAGAUGUGGAUAUUAUUGAGUGAAGACGGGAAUUUCGAUAUGCGAGACUCAUCAAAUCCCUAAACGCGUUUAUGGUCGUAAUAACGACGGAAUGAGGCGCGGCCGGGCACGAAAAAGACAAAAACCCACGAGUUCUUUCCGUUCUUCUUUUUUCGUGGGUUCGAAUCGGACCAUCGUGUGUCCUGCAGCUGGCAAUAACCGCGACGGAGCUUUCCGCGCGACCUCCUCUAGAGAGGCUUUUUUGAGGUUUUCAGAUAUGGUCAUGGUUACACUGCGAUUCGGCUAGAUAUUUAAAAAAAAAGACCCGAAAAUUGAAUCAAUGAAAAAAUUUAAUGAAAUAACUUUGGUCAAAAAGCUGUCUCAUAUUUUGUCUGUUGAACUUGGAACGACGUUGCUCGCAGUCGCGUUCCAUUUGCCUCUACAGUAGACCUUGAAUCGUUCUAUACCAUCUUUUGUCCCCGCAAGCCGUUUCAAGUCGGUCACUCAUUGGAGCAUCCCUCAAUCGUUGAGCCAGUCCAAAAUUGUUUUUGUUCAAAUUGGAGGGAAAAUAGGAAAAAUCAACGUUCAAAAGUUUCCUCGUCAGUUUUUCACUUAAGAGAAUCUUCUCUCGAUAUCCUCAACUUCGAUGGGAUGUUUUUCCUGUGUCGGAAUAAUUUUUGUUUUGCUUUUUCAUGAUUUAUUGGGAUCCUAGCUUUUUCAACUUCAUGAGAAUAUCAAAAAUUCUUCGAUAAAACAUGAAAGUCUUGAAAAUUGAAAAAUUAAAGGCGUGAUUUGCAUUUUUCGAUGGAACCUUAUGUUUUUCUCUGCGAAGUGUCCUCCUGUGGAUCUGUCGAGGUUCAGUUUUCCAGCUUCUUUUUCUUAUUUUUUUCUGGCCAGAGUCCAUAUGCCUUAUGUGAACAGUUAACCUCAUUUGGCGGUUGCUGAUGAGUCAGAUCUCAAGCAGCCAAAAGAGGAAGACCACGCCCUUGGGCAUUGGCGCCCACGAAAUGGACACCUUGCGCUCAAUUUGAUGCUGGCGCCACCCUAUCCUCACUUUGAAAUCCAUUCCAUUCAAUCUGAAUAAUUAAAUGUGAACGCUUCGAGAAGCCUUCCCUGGAUUCCCAAGUUUUUCCUUCUUCUUUUCAAGCCAAUUUUAACUUGGUGCGACUUCAACUAUAAAAUGUUGUCCUAAACUUUCUCGAACAGUAAUUGUAAAGAAUUUUGAAGUAAGAAUUAUCUUGGAACUAAAUUCCAAUGAUCGAGAAAUAUGUAUUGAAGAGUCAAAAAAAUUAACAAGAAAGGUUAUAAAGGAUCCAGCGCUUGAUAAAUUACCCGGUUGAAUAAUCAUAAACUGUUUUUUUUUAAUCUUGCAUUUUGAACGUCGAAUCUCGAUUUGAAAUGUCUACUUUCCUUUUCUCAGGCGUUAAUCACAAAUACUCAUCGAAAAGAUCUAUCAGAGAGACUUUUGGGGAGGCUGGCAACAAUGGCCGGUUCUAAUUAAACGGGCUGCCAGAAGAUUGCGCAAUUCGCCUCUGCAAAUGAGCAGCAGAAGACGUUCACGGUCCGUCGAUCCGAUUAAUGCAUUGUCCGACUCUCCCGUUGGUCAUUUCCCCCUUUUCGACUGAUUCGUGUUUCCAAUGUUGCUUUAUCUUCUAGAAAGUUCUUUGUAAUGGGAACUAAUUUUUAUGAUCUGUGCUUUUUUUAACGGGCAUUUUUCCGAAUUUUAACACGGUUCUGAAGACGUAUCUUAGAGCUUUCAACAGAAUAAAGCUAGUCUUUAACUUGAUCCUCUUUUUGUGAAAAGCUUCAAAAAGUCUCCACUCUAAAAUAUUUUACUCUAGUUUCAGAAACAUUAUUAAUUUUCGAAAAGUUGAAUCUCAAAAGUACGAAUAAAAAAGAAAAAAUUUUCGAAUUUCUACAGAACAAAUGCAAAAAAAAUUUUUUUAUUGAAAUUCCAGCGAGUUUUUAUGGAUGUGCUUUUUUCUGUUACUCAGCUUCUAAACUGAAGUUUCGGGAAAGCUGCAAAUGAAGAGGGGAAUUUGUGGAGGACACCCAAAUGUUGCAAUCUAUCAUCGGAGUCAUUCCCUCCAACGGCGCGCUCCUUUUUUUCUCUUUUUGGCCUGCCUUCCAUUUCACAUCUUCUAAUUAGUAUUGUUAGCCCUCUCCAUGGAUAUUCCGAUGCCAUGGCGCCACUUUGAAGUUUCCCUGCAUCUACAACUCUUUUUUUUUUGAAGGCUUGCACAUUUCUAAAGUUUUCGGCAAAUGUUGAAAUUUAGGUUGUUCCAAGCUACAUUGAUUUUUUUCAAAACGAAGGUUAUAGCUAAUUAUUAUCAAGUACCAGCGUGGUCGGCUUCGGACUCAAAGGUAAAAAUAUUCACUCGGCGUAUUUUUAAAAAUUUAUUGAUUUUAGAUCCUUAAAUAACAUUUUGAGACGAAACUUAUCGGCGUCUUGUGUUCGAUAAGAAAGGAUAUGAAUUUGAGUUACAAUUUCCUUUUUUUCAUUCAUUUUUUUCAUUUUGCGUCAAUUUUUUUCACAGGGUUUUUUUGUGAAAAAUUUUCGAAACGAAUUUUCAUGACAAAAAAAUAAAUUUCUUAGAGUUUAUUCAUUUUUUUGUAAGUUCUGAAAAAAAUUUUUUUAAAAUAAAAAUUGAUAUCUUCUUUUUAAAAAUAGUUCACGUCGGUUUGAUGAAACUUCAUUUUAUGGCAAAAAAAUAAAUACAGAAAACGAAAAACUACCAUCUGUUUUUUUUUUUUGCGCAAAAACUUGAAGAAGUCUUCCAAUCCGCUCGUAUCUUCAAAAAUCUCAGCCAGUAGUUUUUUUCUCCUUCGCCAAAUUCCAAACAAAAAGUGAAACGGCAAGUGCGUGUCUGCACGUCAUAUAUUACCGGGAGCGCUGGUGGCACUCCGACCUUCCCUCUUCAUCCCAAAUCUCCCAUUUUCUUCUACAGCUUUUUGUAUGGUUUAGAGAUUCCGGAUUAAUUGAGGGAAGCUGAAAUUUUGGAUAGAUGGUCAAAAAAUGAAAAAAAAUGCACUCGAAUUGUUCUUCGAACUCGAAGCCUCUCCAGAGUUCACACAAGUUGAAGCUAGUACUGGCUCCUAAAGCUACAGAAUUGAUCGUAGGGAUAAACUUUUCAGAAAUUCAGUUCUCCUAAUUAAUUUUUUUUUUCAGCUAAAAUUUGAUCCUUAACCAAAACCUCCCUUUUUUCAGAAUAUUCUUGAAUCCCAUUAGAAACUCAAGUGAACCUUUCGAAGGGAGUGUAAAAAAGUUCAGAGUUCAACUUUUGAGCCACAAAAAACCGAACCGAAGUAUAAAAGAGUCGUAGGUUUGAUUUGAUGGAACGAAACGAAAUUUUUGGAGACGUCGGAAGGAUUUCUGCCUUUUCUCUUCUUCUUUUUUUUUGUCUUUUCCUCGAGGCUCUUGGGGCAUUUCGGCUCGUUACCCAAAGCCUUCAUAUUUCUUUUCUCUUCUGUCUCCUCACUUUUUGCUUUAUUCAGUUCGAUCGAAUUUUUGGGCUUUUCUUCUGUCCAACUAUACUUCAAAUAGCUCGAAAGAAGUUUUGUAAAAAAGAAAGAAACAUUGGAAAGUGCGGAGGAAGUCGCCAUUUUUUGGGGUGCGGCGAGUCAAGACGCAUUUCCUGACGUUUGGGACCAUUAUAAAUGCUUUUCCGAUACGCCAGCGGCUCUUUUUCGAGCUUUAGCCUCGUUGUUUCUUCAUAAAUCCACAAUCUUAUCGCCUUCUUCGUUGUUUUUAGCUCUUGUUAAAAUAUCGGAAUUAUCUUUAGCCAUUGGGGUAGGUUUAAAUAAGGUAUGAUAAAAAUGAAGGUGAGCCUUGGGAAAGAAUAAAAAAAUUUCCUUUAAAAAAACGAAAAAGAAUUUUUUUGUUCAUUUAAAAACCUGUGAUCGAUUAUCGAUAAUUGAAAGCGAACCAGUUUUUCAAAUGAGAUUUUGAAAGUAAUGUACGACUACUAAUUAAAAGUUUCUUUUGAGAAAGGAAAAAAAAAAUAAAAACUCAUCUCUAUCUCAACUUCUAUACAUUUUAGAGGAUAUUUUUUCUUACUUUUCUGAGACUGUGAAAAAAAAACUCCUGAAAACUAUCCAUAGUGUAAACUAUUUUUUCUUGUUUUUCAAAACAUGCUUCAUUAGCUGUGAACCUUCAUUUUGGAGCAACAAAAAGAAGAAGAGGCUAGAAAAGAGUGUUCGGAUUUUGUAACAACACCAAGUCAACGGCGGUGAUUUAUCUUCGAGCCCUCGCCGGCCAUCUUUUUCCCAACUUGCUACGUUUUUGUUUUGUCUUUAUCAUUCGCUCCACCUUUUUUCUUGAUUCUUGAGAUUACCCGCAAUUUUUUAUUUCAGUUGGAAGAGCAAAACGAACGGUUACGAGUGCAAAACCUGAGAUGUACGACGCAGUUGCAGAUGUUGCGCAGUUUCACUGAGAAAACCCGGCAAAUCAAGGCGGAGAUGGCCAUGAGCAGGAGCAUUACCGUACGUUCCGAUCCUUCUAUCUCGAUGAGUGUUAACAAUCAAUUAGGCUGGUUUGUAACGGCAAGAAGAAGAAAAUUCGAGAUUAUGGAACUAAGAAUUAUUCUCGACUUUCCAACGAAAGUCUAUUAGCAGUUAGAGAAAAAAGGUUUGAAAAAAAAAACAAAUGGAAGGUAGUGAAAGUUACACCGUAAAGGAGGACAGGAAGUCUUAUAUAUAUAUAUAUAUAUAUAUUUUUUUUUCAACCCCUCAGCUUAGUUCAAGGUUUUUUUUUUUACAUGAAACUCUGGAAUGAUGCGAAAGUUCAUACAGGCUAAGGUUUUCUAUGUAAUUUUGAUCAAAAGUUGGAGAAAAAGAGUCAAGAAAUGUGCAAUGCGUUCUUAGGGAACUCUUCCGGUGCUCCGCGACGAAAACCGGACGUCGGACGACAGCGGCCUGACGUCAGACGACGCAGAUGCACGGCGUCAGAUGAGCGUCAGCAUCGCCGAUUGCACGCCGCGAAUGCAACGCAAAACCGGUCAUUUUCGAGUCGCCGCUUUUUGCAUAACUCUUCAACACCUAUAACACUCUCUCUCAACAGCUAUUGUUGUUUUUCAUGUUUCUCACUUCGAAAAUUGCUUUUCUCUUUGAAUGAUGUUCUAAGAAUAAUGACAAAAAGAAAGAAAAUUUUUAAAAUGACCCUUCUGUUUUAUUGUUUUUCAGUUUCAAUGAGACGUUGAAUAUUUCUGAAACUUUCUAAAACUUGUUUUUUUUUUCUCAGUACUUCGAAGUCGUAUUUGCGAAUAUUAGACUCUAUGUAUCAUUUUUCAGUGGUUCUUACAAAUACGUACACUAUAUUAAUAUCAGAUCAAAAAUAGACUGCCACAAGUAUAAAUGUUUGGUAACCUUCAGGAAACUGUAAAAUCUCAUUCUUUCAAUUUUUCAUUUCCUCUUGAAAUCAGCGUUCAUUAACUGAAAGCUGAAGAAUCUUUACUUAGCCUUCCUUAUCUCGGUCAUUUCAGCUCGUGGCGUGAAGGAGAAAAACGGCUCGACGACGUCGACGAGCGAAAGCUCUCCGUGCGACGACGUCGGUAAGCCGAUGCCCGCCCCACGACGUCUUCAGGCACCUGUGAGUUUGAGGGAACCGAUUCUGGAGCGAGAACGUCUUCAGAUCGAACGAGACAGCCUGAAUUCCUAUGCGGACGACUACGAGUUUGACGUCGAGGAUGAGUCUUUCGAGCGGAUUGAUGACGUUCCUCGUGUUGAUGGGUUCGUUCCAUUUUUGACGGACCAUGCUAAGAUCUUUUUGUUUUCAUCGUGAGAACAAAAUGCUUUUUUUUUUGACGAUUAUCGUAUUUCACCAGGAAAAAUUGAUACUCUUGUAUUAAAGCUUCUACUCUGGGACAUUCAGAAUUGCGUUCACUCAAGAAUUUCUUUCUUCUCAAAAGUAAAAGAAAACCAAAAUUUUUUAAAUCACUGCUUUUGAUCUUAUACUUGGACAAAAUUUUUCUCAGGAAAAGCUACGCCGAUUACGUGAAUCUGAAUGAGUUUGUCGCGAUUCGGGAUGAUAAGCAGCCCUACAGUGAGAUCAUCAAAAAUAACAAUCAGAGAGAAUUGCCGCCGAUCCCUCCUUCUCAUCAGACUCGCUCUUGGGUUAGUUUCCCGUAUCAAACAAGAAAUAUAUGUCUAUUCUUUUUGCAAUUCGGCAAUAACUUACUGUAAAGUUUUACGCUCACGCAUUUUAUUAGUACGUUAAAAAAAGUGAAGAUCUGGUCGAAAAAAAAGAAUUCGGAAGUUUUAAGUGAUUCGAUCUACUAUUCUCAGUUAUGAUGUCGAUCAAGCUUCAUUUCCAGGAAACGAAGCUGCUGCAAGUCGCCGAGAGAUGUCUGUCCUUCGUGGAAUGCGAAGCAGGCGCCGAAGGAUCUUCCGGGUCGCCGUCGCAGGCGUCGCCCUACCACGUCUCCAACAUCAGCCGGAUAUCGGCGACGCGAACCGAUUCGCCGGGAUCGCGGCGAUCGAAGCUGUCGCGACACUCGUCGCCGCGGCCCUCUUCCGCAGGCCGACCGCAUUUUACCGGUUCGCCGGACUGCGGCAGUGCCUACGCGGUCAGAGACUUGGGCCUCGGAUCGGAUCCUCCUGUCGACUAUUAUAUUCCUCCUGAUGCCGCUUCCAGGAUGUCCAAUGGAUCUUGCGGCGGAGUCAGAAACUCGCUGGUCCCUUCUAGAGAAACGGUAAGGGCAGAGCAAUUUCGAAGGCCACAAACUUCUAAGUAUUAUCGUAGUAAAUUUGGAGGAGUGAAUGUCGAAAUUAUUUAUGUAACAUUAUGAGGAUGAAAUUAUGUGAUUAAAAUGAGACUGGGAAAGAGUAAUACGGAAUUAUAUUAAAAUAAAUUUAAGUAUCGCGCAGCCGUUUCGGGUCUAUAAAAAUGGACGGCUUAGAGGGUGACCCAUCGUCAGCAUUUUCCCUCUUGCUUAUAGCAAAAUAUAAUUGAAACUUUUUAGCUUUAAACCUAGGCGCGUAUUUUUUUUUUUGAAUAAAAUAAAGUAAAGAGUAUAAGAGUAAAUUUGAAUGAAUGCAAGGAAGAAAGUAUAAGAGAGUCAGAGUAGACGUAUAAGUCCAUCACUUUCUUCAUGCGUAUAAAGCCAUCACUUUCUUCAUGCGCUUGAAACAUUCCAAGUUACCGAAAAGACAAGUUUCAGUUGUAAAGUAAGCUCAAAUAGCAUCAAAAAUCUUUUUUUUCAAAACUUUUUGCUAGUCAGCUCUUUCUCCAGGACUAUGCUCUCAAAUUCGAGUUUUUCAUGCUUAAAAUUGAAGUUUGAGGUCGAAAAAAGCGGAUAUUGGAGUCACAUGACGGAUUCUCGGGUCAAAUCUUUAAAACGUCGUUUUGUCGUUUUCAAAAACGGGAACUUGAGUUUCUACCGCAGCUCUGUAAGGAUACAGCUUCGUAGAAGCAUGUGCUCCUCUUGUUUUCCAGAAAAAUGGAAUGCGAGAAGAAGAACCGUUGUUGAAAAUCGCCGUCACGGAUAUCAAGUCUGUCGUGAAGAUCAAUCAACAGGGAGCCGCCUAUGCUUUUCAAGUAUCUAUCAACAAAAGUUUUUUCAUUACGACAAUAUUUCGUUGCAGCUUGUGACGUCGACCGACAAGUUCAAUUUUAUGACGGAAAGCGAAAAAACGACACAUGAAUGGGUCUCUGUGCUGUCAGCGGCGGUGAAAGGUGAUUGAAGAUUGGACAAUGAAUUAAAAUAGGUUUCGUGAAUAAGUUUUCACUGAAUACAAUUUUGAACUUUCUAAGUUUUGUAUAAAAAUGGUUAUCAUGUUUCGCAGCACACAUAUCAAAUUUUUGGCCUAAGUUAGCUCGAUUGUUCGAAUGUAGGAGGGAAAAAAAGUUAAUUAUAGACUGUUCUCUGCACUAAGAGAACUCUACAAAAAAGCGUUUCUUCUUAAGCAUAGAUGGGCAAGUAUAGAACUUAGUCAGACCAGGAGGAGGAGUUGGUUUUCAAAAAAAUUUAGAAAGUUAGAAAUCCAACUAAUUUGAACCUCCGAGAGAUUUUUUUGUAUAUUUUUUUAAGUUAUUUUUUUAUUUUUUUCGUUGUAAAUAGAUUGGCCCAGGAAAAAAAUCGAAGUUCAGAACCGCUAAUUUGUUUUCAAUUUUUGAUAUUUUCUCGCUCUAUCCCAAUCUAAAGGAACGAAACAAAUAAAAUCAACAGAAAAAUUGAAAUUCACCAGAAAUAACUCAAGUAUGCGAACUCUAGGCGCGACACUCCGAGAAAUGGCCAGCCGGGUGACGCCGUUGGACGCGUCGAUCAGCGGAUGGAUGACCCGGGUCCGAUGCGGCCAUUCCAAAAAAGUCUUCGCUGCCUUGGUCGGCCAGAAACUCAUGUUCUUCAAAAACUCUCAUGACAUGGUUCGUUUAUGUUAUUCGAGAGGAAAUAAGCCAAAAAAAAAAACAAACUUGAAGUGAUCGAAAUUUCAUUGUUAAUAAAUAAAAGUCUUGAAAAAUGGGCAAUAAUUUUUGAUAUGAUUCUUGGUCAAAAUAGGCGGGUCUUACAGUAAGAUAUGUUUUUUACAAAUGCGCCUUGAAGGGUUUUUUAUACUUUGCCCUGAAAUCUAUUGGAGACUAAGAAUUCCCAUAGAGCUUUCUGAUCUAUAUCAUUUCGGUCAUAACUAUCUUUUCAAGACCAUUUUAUCAACAUUUAGCUUUUCGCCUGUAAAUAAGGUUCGAAUCGAAGCUAACGAUGAAAAAAUACAUAAUAGAAAAGGAAUACCCAAAAUAUAAAAUCUGGAAAAAUCUUUUCCCCUAGAAAAAUUUGAAAACUUUUUUCAUGUUUCUUUCAACAGCCCAGCAAUGUUUUAUGUGUCAAAUACCAAGAAUUUCAGCUUCAAAAUGAAGAAAAAUUGAUUAUUAUCAAUUUUCAGGUUCCCAGCGGUUUUCUUUACGUUCAAGGCGCCCAGAUCAGCGAGAAGAACGACGGGCUCGAGGAGUACAGCGGGAGCAGCGACGAACAGUUGGAGAUCACCAAGGACCAUCCGAAUGCCCGGAAACAUUCUGACAGUCUUUGCAUACAGGUUUUUUUCAUCUUCUCUCAGAAAAUUCAAAAAAGCCUCUUUCUCCAGAUCGCCAAUGAAGACCCCGUCUACCUGAUGCUUCAAGGGUCAGAAGAGAAGGAGAAGUGGCUCUACUUUCUGAAGAACGCCAGCGGCGACGCCACCCUCUGCGGAACGCCCUUCGAGAUUCUCGUCAAAAGAAUGAUGGCAGAAAAUGUGACGUCGGAGUCUCCAUUGUGGAAAGAUUUGCUGCUGACGUCUUCUGAAGAAGUUCCCAAGGACACUCUGGUCACCGUCGCGCCGAAUGACAAGAAGAAGACCCUCGAAAUCGCUAAGGUGGCCUCAAAAUCUGAUUUUUAACUUUGAAGAUGGGUUUCAGGCCUGCCACUUGUUCGUUUCGGUGUUGAUGAGAGCCCAGGCGGUUCAGUAUCAUAUCGAUCUUGCACAAAAUAUUCUUUCUACUGCGAUUCAGGUAAAAAGGUUGAGUAUCCAAUCCAAUAACCAACCAUAAUUCAGAAUGAGUUCUUGAAAAACGAGGUUUACGCUCAGUUGAUCAAGCUGACCAGUGGAUCGAUGCCUUUUGGGCUUCAGGUUCAGUUUUUAUUUUCUUUAAAUAGAAUUUAGGACAUUUUUCUUCAAGAAGAAUGAGUGAUCUCGUUGAAAAUCUUGUGAAAUUUCUCUGAAUUAUUAAAAAUUGUUUGUUUAGACUAAAAUUAGAAGAUGGAACAAAUGAACAAACCUUAGUUGGCUCCCCGGAAAACACUAGAAAUGAGCUCCAAAGUUCUUGAGCAGCCGGUUUUAUUUUAUUUUAGUAUAGUUUCCAUGGUCCUACUGGUUAUGAAAAAAAACAAAUUCACGAUUUUCAGGGCUGGAAACUGUUGGCCUUGGCGAUUCCCCUAUUCUUGCCGAAGCAAUACUCGUUGCUGUGGCUUCUGAAACGGCACAUCUCCAGAUGGGCCGAUAUGACGUUAGAAUCUCCUUGGUCAUCUCCUACUCUUUUUUUCCAGUGGCGACGAGGCGAACAUGGCGGCGUUCUGCGAAAGCGCGCUCGACAGAUGUCUGCGAGUCGGAGGCCGACACGAGGGUCCAAGUCGACUCGAGGCGACUUCUGUGCUCACUCGUGACGUCACCACUACUAAAUUCCCUCAUUCCAUCUCUGUCCGACUCCCCAAUGGAGAAUAUCAGGUUUGUCUGCGUUAUUUGCACUGAAAGAAACGCGAAUUUCGAUAACUUAUAGUGAAAAUUCAUCUGAUCAAUUUCUAAAUUUUCUAAAGUAUUCAUUCGAAAGUAAAAUGAAUAAGAGUUAGAUUUUUCUGAAAUAUUUCUUCAACAAGUACAUGGUAUGAGCUCACAUCGGCGCUUCUGAAGAAGAUCAGGAUUUUUUCCUUCUACUUCCAAUCUCAAGUUCGAAAUUUUUGAUUGAGGUGUCGGAUUAUAAAUCCUCAAAGCACAAACAAAAAAAUUAGCCUAUUUUGAACAAACAUUAAAAAACAACUUCAUUGGGUUCAGUAAAAGUUUCAAAAAUGAGCAAGGAGGCUAAUUUUAUAAGUUUAAAGAGAAAGAAACUUUCUUCGCAGCCCUGCCUGAAGAACUUUUGAGCUCGAGUUCGAAAAAAAAAAAGUCAAUUGACCCUUGUUCUAUACAACCCUCAAAAGUUGAAAUAAAGUUGAGGAUCAGAAAGUUUUGGAGAAAAUUCAAGAUUUUUUAUAAAAGAAGUUCAUAUAUUCACUUGAAAAAUGGAGCAUGAAAUCUCUUGUCCAUUUCAAUUUUUUUACCAUCUCUUGUACUGUUGAGCUUACUUUGAAGAUCGUCGAGUUUGACGGCUCGACGGAGAUCGGCCAGUGUCUGUCCUCGCUGUGUCUGAAGCUCGGAAUGAGACCGGCCCUCCUCUCCGGCUACGCUCUCUACAUGUCGGACCCCGUGACGCAGAGCUACCAACUCCUCAAAGGAAAGCAGAAACUCUGCGACGCCUUGACCGUCUGGGAAGCCAAGCAGCGCGACAUCCAAAGAGGCAAGGUCUCUGCCGACUGCGCCGCCGCCUUGUCUCUUCGGAUGCGCCAUUUCUGGCCUCAUUUGGUAGUUCUCAGGGUUUGAUCGUCAUCAUCAAGAAUGUCUUAGAUUUCUACUGAAACGCCCAUCGAGAAGUCGUUUCUGGUCUGGCGCGCCGCUGAGGAAAUCGUCAAGAGUCGGAUUCCUUUGAGCAGUCAACUGGCUGAUAAUCUUGCCGCUCUCUAUGCUCAGGUGGGAAGUCGAUCGAAGAGCUUUUCAAAGGCGCAUCUAAAAGGAAAUAUUUGCAAGGCAUUUUAUUGAAAAAAUCGAAGCAAAGCGAAUAAACUUCCUACUAGGAGUUACCUCUUACUUAUUUUUUUGUAAAAAUAAUUUUUUUAUCUAAUAAUCUUUUUUGAUUUCAAUAUUUAGCCAGCCUUUUACGUUUUCCUAUUCAGUUGACGUUUGGAGACGUGCCGUCAAACAAUAUUUCUGAGCAACAGUUCGAGUUCCUCACCAGCAGGUUCUACCCUCAACGACUUCUCGACGUCGCGUGCAUCAAGUCACUCAGGUUCAACUUGUGUUUACCUAGGAAACGAAGAAGACACCUGUUCAGACUGCAAAUCCAUUCCAACUGGGCUGAACUUCACGGCAUGACCGAAUUCGAGGCGAUUCGAAUCAUCCUUCAGGUUGAUGAUUUCGAUAUUUAUUUGAAAAAUCAGUUCGAAACCAUAAAGUGUUCUGAAAAAGUAGGCGUGAAAGAUGACAUAAAUCGUAGGGAAUUAUGAAAGAAAAGCUGUUAAAACAGCUAUAAAAGUUGAUUGUUUUCAUGGGUUAAAUGGAGAAAGCAUUUUCGAAGAGUAAAUCAGCCAGAAUAUUUUAUUUGAAGCGUAGAAUAGCUUUGAAAAGGAACUUUCAGGUUCUACGGAAAUGGGCUCUUUUCGGAUGCGACCUGCACGAGGCUGCGAUGAGAACGAGCAAUGAAAGGAAGAUCUACCUGGCCCUCGCCGACACCGCCGUCCAUAUGAUCGAUCGACGACAUUUCGUCAGUCUUUCUUUCAAAAUAAAAUAUAUUUUUUCGAAUAUAGUCUGUGUGCCACGACUUGAAAUUCACGGAACGACAUUCCGAUGUUCCGCUGCGUGUGGGAAAACAUGAAAGAAGAGUACCUUAAUAAAGAAAAGGAAAAAAAAAAUUAAAAGCGCGACCAAGGUUCGCGAACGCGCGCAGCGGCACAGCGGAAUGUCGUUUGGUGAAAUUCCAAGUCGCGGUACACAGGCUAUAAUCAAACUUGUUUUCAAUAAAACUUUCGAAUAUUGAAUCUCAAGUUCAACUACUCGUUUUCUAGAACUUCGCCAAUAUCAACUUUCAGGACGUGAUCCGCACGAUUCCCUACCACAGGCUGUCGUCUUUCGGACCUUUCCAGAGCGACUUCAUGCUCACCAUCGAACGACCUCUUCCUCCGGGUUCCCAUCCUGAUGAAACGCCCAAAGAAAGGCUCACCUUCACCAUGGAGAAACAUGAAAUCGAACAGGUACUUGGUUUUUAGUUUCUACUGAAACUCAUCAAAAAUAGUAUGAUUUGAAAGCUUGAGCAUUGAAGAAAAUUGAACUGUAAAUAGUCUGAAAUUACUUUUGAGCUGAAGUGAGCUGUGGCAUAUGCGCUCUACGGAUGAAUCACGCAUGAAAGUUUUAAGGAUUUUAUUCUGAAAGAUUAUAUUCUGAAAAUUUUGAUUUUCGAACGCUCUCUCUGUGGAGCACAUUUGCGCAAAAUUAAGGCUAGUAGCUCCACUUUCAUAAGUAUUUUAUUUUGUAGGCUUAGAUUUCGGAAAAGAAUCAUUUUGCUCAAUGCAAAAAUAUGGUUAUGAUUUUUGAUAUAAUCUUUGUUCAAAACUGAUUUUUCAGGUGACUCUGCACCUAGCUGAGUAUAUCCGAUGUCAGAAACUGGUUUGGAAAGUCUCGAAAUGAGAAAAGAAAAACGUGAACAUUGUUGUUAUCUUAUUUGUACAUGUCAUGCAACUGCGUUGCGUUGUUGAAUUUUCGACUUGAAAACAUUGCCUGGCUCAAAUUUCACUUACUUACUGUCAGAUUUAAUUUAUCGCUUCGAUCCCUUUCUUUGUAAAUUCGUUGCAAGUGCAAUUGUUUUCCGUCUUACACCAUUUUUUCAGAAUAAAUUGUGAUUCAUAAUGAGUAUUUAUGUUUAUGCAAAAGGCUUUCAGCGGCGGAGACAAAGCAGCAGAUAUUUCGAUGAGUGACUCAUAAAUCAGGAAUUUUUGGGAUCAAGUCGUUGUUUUAACAUCGAACUUGCGAACAAUAACAACUUUUGUGCCGAAGAAUUAGUUAAAAAAUUGCAAAUCUGUUCUUUCAAAACCUUCAUUGAGUACAUCCGAAAGUACUUUGAAAGUUUCUUCCUAGAAAAUUCUAGAAUGCAGCGUAACAGAACCGUUUCGGUCGUAAAGGAACUUCCUCCAAAUUAGGACUGAUAAUCUGAAUUUGUGACAACUAUUUUUCAGAACGAGUACACAUUUUUGUAUAAUACUCGCUCCUCGGAGACCAUUUUUCAGUUUUCUUGGUUUGGAACGCGCUAAUACCAUCAAGAAAUGGAAAUGUAACUAUUCAUGUAAUUUGGCAUAAAUUUAUUUGGGAACCUAUUCUAAUUUGUUCAGCAAAAAAAGAAGUUGUAUAAAAAAAUUGUCUAAUAAUAAUUUCAAUGAACAACAAUCGAUCUGGAACUUCAAGAAAUAUCUAGGGGUAACUGAAGAAAUAAAAACUAAGAUACACCCUUCAGAAAAGUUGGUUUUCUAGUUCAAUAUUUCCGAAAGGCUACAUUUCCUUAUAGAUAUAGUUUGGAGAAAGAAUUAUCGCCGGAAAAUCGUCCCACGGUCGCCCAGAAUAUUUCUUUUUAAUUCACUUUGCCCGCUUCGAAUCGUUCCCCAAUCGAUUCCCGUUUCUCACCCGGCUCCACGUUUUCAAUUAUCAUUUCUCAACUUUUUAUCAGAAAGAGCUUUGGGAAAGGUACUAAAAAAAGUUGGCAAAACAGUUUAGCAAUAUUUUUUCUGAUUUUGCUUAUCUUAAAAACUUUAAGGUUGAAAUACCAUUUGUUUUUUUCGAGUCUUUGACUCAAAGAAAAAGUCAAUUAUUAUUCUAUUUUUUUCGCUCGAUUCACCUUUCACAAAAAAAUUGAGCGUUUGAUCUUGAAAUAUCCAUUAUUUUUCUCGAAAAUGUUAUAAUGAGUCAUUUAUGUAUGAGCAUUAAGGAUUUUUACACUUUUGUGCAUAAAAGAUGGGCGUGGCUACAGAACCGGAAAAAAAGAAAGUCUUGCGAAACAAGCGGAGAGUAUAAAUACAGAGACGGGAGACGGAAUCAGUAGCUGUCGAAAGACAUUCCGCUGAAAUCGUGCGAAGAGCAGGGCCUGUGUCGGGGCUCUGCGACACGCUAUUUCUCUUGCGCAGACGUACCUUCCGCAUUUCUUUUUGGACUCAUUUCUAUAAAGAAGAGGGAAAUUGCGUGGUACUUCUGUGCAAAAUGCAUAGUUCUGGUUUGCUGGAAACAUGAGAAUUCCUUGCAGACACAGAAACUGCUCUCUGCACGAUUUCAGGAGACAUGCCGUCCGCAAUCCGCUCUCGCUUCAACCGCGUCCGCAAGUUCCUACGCGACCUCUUCGUCCGUCGACCGCAAGAAGGACAGCCUCGGGAUCCGCCUCGGCGUCUGGUCAUCAGCCGCCCCACUCUCGUGCUUCGCUCCAUAAGCGUGAGUUCCUUUCAUUUCAAACAAAUCAGUCGAGCUUCUUUGCUACUUCCUUGACAAAGGACGUGUGAAGCUUUGAAUUCCUCAAAAUGUUGCUCAAAUAUUCUCUGGAGGUCUAUAAAAAGGUUCCUCAUGAUGACUAGCUGUAAUAACUUUUAGUUUCGCAGAUAUGAACAUUGAUAAAGGCAAAAAAUGGCUUUUAUGCUUUAAUGAAACUUCGAGAAUUCCUAUCUAAAUUAAUAGAUUUUUCAAGAAAUGUUUGAGCUCAGCUUCACAAUUGUCCCUAAGAAUCUGAUAGUGCUGCUUCAACUUACAAGAUUGAAAAGCUGAUAAGGAUGAACUUGUUUUUGAUGAAAAUCGUAAUUUUCAGCCGGAGUCCGCCUUAAUUGGCUUGAAAGACCCUGAUUCGAUGGGCGGAACUCGCUGGAUGGAGGUCAUCUGGCCCGAGCAGCCCGAGCAGCCCGACCAGUGA
This is a messenger RNA of Caenorhabditis auriculariae, 20146 nucleotides long. The record is from the annotation of a GenBank genome assembly. NCBI's taxonomy places the organism in Eukaryota, Metazoa, Nematoda, Chromadorea, Rhabditida, Rhabditidae.